CUUAACCACGGUUAGUUUUUUAACCCGUCUCCUGUCGCUCAGGGUGAACGGCUAAUUGGGAGGGGAGAGCGAGGUUGCCUCCGUAGGGAGCGGAGUGUGGAGAGGGAGAGGGAGAGGGAGAGCGCUAGGGUUUGGAGGGAUCCGAUCCUCGAUUGCGCAGUGGAAUCUCCGCCAUACGAUCGUGCCGGUGAUCGGAGCAUCGCCGCUGGUCGUUGGUCGCCGGUCCCGGUCGCCGUCGCCGUCGCCGUCCCCGUCGCCGUCGCGCCAAGGGCGUAGGAAUCGGCGCUCGGCGUUCUCGGUCCCUCUCGAGCUUGGGCUGCCGCCACCACCGGAUCUACGCCGCUGGAUUUGAUUCUUCUUACCCUUGCCGCGUGACAUGAUGGCUCUCUCAAUGUGAGGAGGGUGAGACAUCUUCAUCCUCCUCCUCAUUGAACAUCGUGCUCUCUCUUGCUCCCAUUGUGAGAUUGGCGGUUGGGAAUUCAAUACGAAUUUACUAAUUUCAUGAUCGAUUGCGCUCCACAUCUUCCUCUCUAUAUAUCUGCACCUACAUCAGUGCCCGAUCUUCACUUGAGAAAGAGGAGAAGGAAGAAGUGCUUCUUCUCUGCCUUUGCCCAUCGUUUUUGCCGACCUCACUUCCUCAGCUCUUCUGUUCCAUGUCUCCUAACUUGGAUAGCCCUGUUCAGACACAGAUGGCUGUCGAAGUUUUGAACCACUCCUUCAGCAGCGAAUAUCACGGCAAGAACAAGAGCGAGGGAAGACCUGCUAGUUGGAAACGCGUAUUUGUCCAAACUGAUACCGGCUGUGUGUUGGGCAUCGAAUUAGACCGUGGAGACAAUGCCCACACUGUUAAAAGGAAAUUGCAGAUAGCCCUUAAUGUACCCACCGGAGAGAGCGCACUUACGUACGGCGACCGUGUCCUCAAGAAUGAUCUCAGCGACAUCCGCAAUGACUCCCCGUUGCUGCUCACCAGGAAUUUCUUGCAUAGGAGUUCCUCCACCCCCUGCCUCUCACCUACAGGGAAGGACCUCCAGCAGAGAGAUCGGAGUGGUCCGAUUGAAAUCCUGGGGUGCUCGAGCCACUUCUCCAAGAUGAAGCCCCUCGUUAAGGAUGUUGUAAAAGCAAUCAGAAGUGGUGUCGACCCAAUACCCGUUCACAGUGGCCUGGGGGGUGCAUACUACUUCAGGAAUAGCAGGGGGGAGAGUGUCGCCAUAGUUAAGCCAACUGAUGAGGAGCCAUUUGCACCUAACAACCCGAAAGGAUUUAUUGGAAAAACUCUUGGGCAGCCGGGCCUUAAAAGAUCAGUGCGAGUUGGGGAUACAGGGUUUCGUGAAGUUGCUGCGUACCUCCUCGACCAUGACCACUUUGCCAAUGUUCCUCCCACUGUAUUGGUCAAGAUUACUCACUGUGUGUUCCAUGUUAAUGAAGGUGUUGAUGGUAAAAAUAAUACUAAUAGAGUUCAUGAAAGAAAGCCACGAGCUGUUAGCAAGAUCGCAUCGUUCCAGCAGUUCAUUCGUCAUGACUAUGAUGCCAGCGACCAUGGAACUUCGAGCUUUCCUGUUUCUGCCGUGCACCGGAUCGGGAUACUCGAUGUGAGAAUCUUCAACACGGACAGGCAUGCUGGGAACCUUCUAGUGAGAAAGAUCAACAGUGGGUCGGGCCAGUUUGGGGUUCAGACUGAGCUGAUUCCAAUUGAUCAUGGUCUCUGCCUCCCAGAGAGUUUAGAGGAUCCUUAUUUUGAAUGGAUCCAUUGGCCGCAAGCAUCUAUUCCUUUCUCCGAGGACGAGCUUGAGUAUAUUGCCAAGUUAGAUCCAAUAAAAGACUCCGAAAUGCUUCGUAUGGAACUACCUGUGAUCCGUAAAGCUUGCCUUAGGGUUUUAGUCCUGUCCACGAUCUUUCUCAAGGAGGCUGCAUCAUUCGGCCUUUGCCUUGCAGAAAUUGGUGAGAUGAUGACCAGGGAGUUCACUGGAAGGGAAGAAGAGCCAAGCGAGCUGGAACUCGUUUGUAUUGAGGCUAGGAGAUUGGUGGCAGAAAGAGAAAUCCUCCAUCCGGAAUCUGAUUAUUCGGGUGACGAUGAUGCUGUCCUAUUUGAUAUUGACUGUGAAGAAGAUCCGGUGACCCCUAAAACUCCAUCUUACAAUUUUGGGUUUAAGGGGGGUAAUUCCAGAAACCCACUUUCAAAAUUAGAUGAGAGCAUAGAGGAGGAAGAAGAGGAAGAAGAAGAAAAUGAGGGCUAUGAAGAGAGUAAUGUGGAAGAGAUUACUCACUUCAAGCCGGUUAAUCAUUUUGGCUCUAAUGUUUCGAAGAUUUCGACUUCACUGAAGGGGAUUAGCCUGGUAGAGAAAACUCAGCGGUAUCUGAGUGGUUUUAACAAGGGUAUAGAUACUACUAGUAAACCUAACAACAGCGGCGGUGGAAGUGGUGGCGGAAGUGGUUUUCUGAGCGGGAACAGGAGAAGUGCUAACGAGCAGUUACCGCCAAGUGCGAGUUUUGUGAAGUUGGCGGACAUGCUCGAGGAUGAAUGGGCUGCAUUUCUCGAGAAGUUCCAGGAGCUGCUUCCCGGGGCUUUCCGGGGCCGAAAGUCGGGGCCCGCCGGUCAGAGGCAGAGGCAGAGGCUGGGCACUUCCUGCCAGUUUUGAGAGAUAUUAUAGGAAUAUUAGAUCAAGAGUAUGUUGUGAUGUUUGUCUGUAGGUGUAAAGAAUGAGUGGCGGCGGGGUUUGAGAAUAAGACCAUCUCGGCUUCUGGGUACCUCGGGAGAGAGUGAUCGAUGUUUAAAAUGGAGUUGCAAUGCGGUUGUGCGGUUUUGUAUAUAUUUCUGCGUCUCUCGCUAGAUAAGAUAGAUAUCAGGUUAACUUUGAAGGAGGUAAGUGUGAUGACCUUCUUUUUUCCCUUUCUCCUUAUUAUGCCUUCAGCUUUUCGCAAUAAAUGUUCGAUGUUGUGUA
Messenger RNA from Ananas comosus (pineapple), 2939 nucleotides. Its product is annotated as phosphatidylinositol 4-kinase gamma 5-like. The record is from RefSeq and is a predicted model, not a curated record. The transcript is spliced from 2 exons. Lineage: Eukaryota; Viridiplantae; Streptophyta; Magnoliopsida; Poales; Bromeliaceae. The coding region runs from base 654 to 2636 and encodes 660 amino acids.